AGUUUUUACUGUAACACAUGAGAUGCUGUCAAAGCAGGAAGUGUGCGCGGAUUUUGUCAUUGAUCGCGGCUUUUCUACUGUAUCUGUUACUAAUGUUAACAACAAACGAGAUUAUCUGCAUGUGCUGACUUUAUACAGUAAAAGCCACAAAGCAUGCUAAAUUCACUCUGGAACAGAGGACGUCCAGACACAAACCACACUAAUGCUGAUGAUCAGUCCGAGAAUGGCUUCGGGAAUGCAAGAGAAACAGUACACCCCAUCACUUCUCAGCUUUUUCGUCUAUAAUCCUUCAUUUGGGUCACGAGAGGGAGAGGAGGAGAAGAAGAUUUUAUUCUACCAUCCCAGUGAGGUCGAGAAGAAUGAGAAGAUCCGUAAUGUCGGUCUUUGUGAGGCCAUUGUACAGUUUACCAGAACCUUCUGUCCAACAAAGCCUGCUAAAUCCCUACACACACAGAAGAACAGGCAGUUCUUCUUUGAAGCAGAGGACAGUUUCUGGAUCGUUAUGGUGGUGCGGAACCCGAUGGUAGAAAAACCUAAUAAAGAUGGGAGACCUCCCACAAUAGAAUAUCAGGAAGAGGAAAUACUUGACACAGUUUACGGUGCAGUAUUACGGGAAUGCUACAGUAUGUACAAGCUCUUCAACGGCACAUUUGGCAGAGCAAUGGAAGCAGGCGGGGUGGAGCUGCUCAUGCAGAAGCUUGACAAGUUCUUUUACAGGUACCUGCAGACGCUGCACCUGCAGUCCUGUGACCUGCUGGACGUGUUCGGUGGGAUUGCCUUUUUCCCCCUGGACAAGAUGACCUACCUGAAGAUCCAGUCAUUCGUAAACAGAGUGGAGGAGAGCCUCAGCCUGAUCAAAUACACAGCCUUCCUCUACAACGACCAGCUGAUAUGGAGUGGUCUGGAGCAGGAUGAUAUGCGGAUCCUGUACAAGUACCUGACGACGUCACUGUUCCCCAGACACUCUGAACCAGAGCUGGCUGGUAGGGACUCUCCCUUAAGGCCAGAGGUGGCAGGGAAUCUGCUUCACUAUGGGAGGUUUUUGACAGGACCUGCUAACCUCAAAGACCCAGAGGCCAAAUUCCGGUUCCCUAGAAUAUUUGUCAACACAGAGGACAGUUAUGAGGAGCUGCAUCUGAUAGUUUAUAAGGCGAUGAGUGCAGCAGUUUGUUUUAUGAUCAGUGCAUCUGUGGAGCUGACGAGGGAGUUCUGUGAGCAGCUGGAUGGUCUGGUGGGACCUCAGCUCACCCUGCUGGCCUCCGACAUAUGUGAACAAUACAAUGUCAACCGCAGGAUAUCAGGGCCGGACAAGGAGCCCCAGUUCAAGUUCAUCUACUUCAACCACAUGAACCUGGCAGAGAAGAGCACCAUCCACAUGAGGAAGACAGCCAGCGUCUCUCUGACCUCGGUCCACCCAGACCUCAUGAAGAUUCUGGGAGACAUCAACUGUGACUUCGCCAGGGUUGAUGAAGAUGAAGAGAUCAUUGUGAAGGCUAUGACAGACUACUGGGUGGUCGGCAAGAAGUCGGACCAGAGAGAACUCUACGUUAUCUUGAACCAGAAGAAUGCCAAUUUGAUUGAAGUUAAUGAGGAAGUGAAGAGGCUCUGUGCGACACAGUUCAACAACAUUUUCUUCUUGGACUGAAAGAAAUAAAGAAAAGAAAGAACUGCACGAAGAAGAGGGAGAGAAAGAGAGACGGUGAGAGGGCAAUGGACUGUUUCACCACACUAAA
Molecule: messenger RNA, 1733 nt
Organism: Oncorhynchus nerka (sockeye salmon)
Lineage: Eukaryota; Metazoa; Chordata; Actinopteri; Salmoniformes; Salmonidae
Product: vacuolar fusion protein CCZ1 homolog
Exons: 17
Coding region: 203-1645 (480 amino acids)
Biological process (GO): vesicle-mediated transport
Cellular component (GO): Mon1-Ccz1 complex; intracellular membrane-bounded organelle
Source: RefSeq, a predicted model, not a curated record